AUGGCUGGGGAGACCUGGGAGAUUGUCCAAAUGCAACCCCCUUACGACGCCAAGGAGGUUAAACUUACUACUUUUAAGCACGGUGACCACGUGACUAGUCACAACUGGGUCUCUUUCGAUGACAAAGUAGCAGCCCUGUCUGUCCAUGGGCUUUACGGUUGCACUUCUGUUGUGGUAUUGUCUCAGAGAGGUGCGUGGGCGAGCCAUAUCUGGGAGAAGGCUUUCACCAGCCACAUCGAGAAUGACUUCACCCUCAGAGCCAUCAGGGAUCUCCAUUCAGGAGUCGGAAGCACAAACAUAUUGACCGAAUAUAGAGAGUGGGGAAUGGAUGACCUCAAAGACAAACCGGAUGCCGGGAACCGCGGUAUCAUCUUCGGCGACGGCACGCCGGCCGACAGCAAUUUGCCGAUUCAGGUUUUCAUCUUCACACCACGCGAACGUCCUACGCAGUCUACGCCGGAUGAAGCCCGCCUAGAUCCCAACUACAAUGCAGGAGGGAUUUUGUACGGCCCAAGGAUUGCGCAGAUACACGACGACUUGUACAAAACUUUCUCGACAACCUCGACGCAAUUGCUCGACGUAGAAAUCACGGAAUCACGCGGUAAAUUGCUCAUUCAGUACCAACCAGCUCCCGACUGCACUGGCAAGGCCAGCUGGCGAAUGUGGGUCGAAGGAAGACCGCUGGAAGGGCGCACUGCCAGCUGGGAUCCUGCGAGCAACCAAAUCUUUCAAGGCCAAGCUGCUGGCGGAGCUGCAGCCAAGCGACAGGCCUGCCCGAUCCGAUCAGCGACUCCCGGUGGUACUUCGUCGGAGCCCUCUCAACAGACGAGCCUGCCUGCUUCUGUUCCGACGACUGUUCCGACGACAACUAGACCUAUGGAAACUCUUACUUCGUCGCCGGAGCCCGCGAAGACCACAUCGUCACCGGCUGUCAAGGAAAGCACGACGGCUCCGCCUCCACCGAAGUCGACAACGUCAAACAAGCCUCCGCCGCCGAAGCCCACCGAGCAGGUUUUGAUCGAAUUUGCAUUGGAAAAGGCUACCCCGUCCGAACCGGGCCAAGUUCCUAACUCGAGAGGCUCCUGGGUCAUGUUCCUGAAGAAAGCGGACGACGCAAGCCGCAAAGAGUGCGACGACAAGAGGAUUGGCCUGAAGGCCAUUGACACAGUACUUCCGCUUUUGGAAGAUUCGGGCGACACAAAAACCUCCGACAACUUAUCGUGGCCUCCUACUUUUGAGGCUGAUUCCGGGGUGGAAGUUUCUGGCCGAAAGCAGUGUAGGUAUAACGAGAAGAAGGACGGUGCGGGAACUUUCGUCUGCGAUGGGAUUGGUUCGUUUGACUGUAUCAAGGAUGAGCAGUCUAACGGUCCGAAGACUUGUGGCGGGUUGCCUCAGCUUGUCUACUAUCCCAAAGUCAGAUGCUUGUUGCCGGUUGCUUAG
Colletotrichum chrysophilum is the source of this 1440-nucleotide messenger RNA. RefSeq lists its product as uncharacterized. NCBI's taxonomy places the organism in Eukaryota, Fungi, Ascomycota, Sordariomycetes, Glomerellales, Glomerellaceae. The coding region runs from base 1 to 1440 and encodes 479 amino acids. The transcript is spliced from 2 exons. The record is from RefSeq and is a predicted model, not a curated record.